AUGGGCUCUGAAUCUCAAUCUCCAUCUCCCACACUACACCUUCUCCAGGAACAAAUCCCAGUGAAACAACAACCCCUUCUUCUUUCCAACAAGCUCAAAACCGGUCUCGUCCUCGUUGAUAUUAUUAACGGUUUCUGCACCGUCGGAUCUGGCAAUUUCGCGCCAAAAGAACCCGAUGAACAAGUUAAUAAAAUGGUGGAAGAAUCUGUGAGGUUAUCGAAAGUUUUUGCUGAAAAGAAUUGGCCUAUUUUUGCUUACCUUGAUUGUCAUCACCCUGAUGUUCCUGAGCCUCCUUAUCCUCCUCACUGUCUUAUUGGAUCCGACGAAACAAAAUUGGUUCCUGAACUACUGUGGUUGGAAAAUGAGCCAAAUGCAACGCUCAGGUGCAAAGACUGUAUUGAUGGAUUUAUUGGUUCUUAUGAGAAAGAUGGGUCUAAUGUGUUUAUUGAUUGGGUGAAAAGUAAUCAGAUAAAGCAAGUUUUGGUUUGUGGGAUAUGCACUGAUGUAUGUGUGCUGGAUUUUACCUGUUCGGUUUUGUCUGCGAGGAACCGCGGUUUCCUUUCUCCUCUGGAAAAUGUGAUUGUGGCUUCCCAAGCUUGUGCUACUUAUGAUCUUCCACUACAUGUAGCCAAAGCUGGCAAAGACCUGGUAUCCCAUCCACAGGAAGUAAUGCAUCAUGUUGGCCUUUACAUAGCAUGGGGAAGGGGAGCUCAGAUAGUAUCAGAAGUGUCAUUUGAAUAG
Messenger RNA from Lathyrus sativus (Indian pea), 741 nucleotides. The record is from the annotation of a GenBank genome assembly. NCBI's taxonomy places the organism in Eukaryota, Viridiplantae, Streptophyta, Magnoliopsida, Fabales, Fabaceae.